GAUAAAUGGUUAUCUUGGUGCAUCCAUUGCUGUUAAAAAAUGGAAAAAAGUGCAAACAUUAAAGGGUGUAAUAUUCCAAACAUUUUUCAAUCCAUGGCUUACGGUGCGAAUUUGGAUAAUAUGCAGGAAGCUCUUGACUGGUUAAAAUGUAGUAAAGAUAAUGUAUUUUUUGCCUAUGUUGAUAAACCUACUGAAAAGCCAAAUGGUGUGCCAUUCAAACUAGAAAAUGUAAUUAAAAAUGAAUGUCUGUGCACUAUUCAUAUACCUGAAAUUGAAACUAUUCAGAAAGUAUUAUCCAAAACUACAGACAAAAAAUGGGCUGACCAGGAUUCCUUGGAAAAAACAAAAAUACUUUACAAAAUAAGCACAGAAAUAGAAAAACGGUCUGAUUUAUUUGCACAACUAGAAAUGUUGACUCGAGGUAUUUUGUCAAAAGAUACAAAACAUAAAGCUUUGCCAUUGUUAGCUCAGUAUUUUAGAUAUUAUUCAGCAUUUGCCUUUACUUCCGUUAAUGAAUCUUCAACACCAAAACCACUAGGUACUGCUGUGGGAAUAAUAUCAAAUGAAAAUUAUUUAGCUUACUUAGGACUGUUAGUGGCUCCUGCAUUAGCUGCUGGUUGUAAUGUUGUUCUUCAGGUGGGCACUCAAUUAACACCAGCUGCAUUUUUAUUGCAAGAUAUAGCAAAAGCAGCAGGAUUACCAGAUGGUACAUUCAAAAUUAUUCCUUCUGACGAUGGAGAACUUUUACCCUACUUAAGUUCUCAACACAUUGAUAUCAUUACUUUAUUUGUAGACUUGAAUAAUGAAAAAUACAAAGGGAUCAAUUCUUUAAAUAAAAAAAUUCUUGCCUUAAGUUCUUAUAAGACACCAGCUAUUAUUUUUGAAAGUGCAGAUUUGGAAUCGGCUUCUGAAAGUGUUAUUGAAUCUUCUUGGAGCUACCAGAGUCUGCUUCCUUGGAGCACAGACACAAUCUUGGUCCAAGAAAAUGUCUUAGAAACGUUCUUCGACAAGCUAAAAUCUAAACUAUGUACACUUAAAGUAGCUGCUGCAAAUGAUACAGCUGCCAAUAUUUCAAUUGCAAACAAAUCAAGUCUAGAGAGUCUCAACAAGCUAAUAAAUCAAGCAAAAUUUCAAGGAAUCGAAGUAUUUCAAGCACAACAUGAUUCAACUAAAUGGACUCCUACUUUAUUAAAAGGGGGAAGAGUGAAUACUAAUAAUGCUCUUGGUUCCAGUGAAAAUGAGGCCAAAGCUGUCACGAUUUUGGCAUUUAGGUCCAUCGAUGAGGCUGUUAAUUUGGCUAAUAACAACUGGCAAGGUUUGUGGGCAUCAGUUUGGUCAGAUAAUGUUGGGGUGGUUAAUGAAGUCAGCAGAAAACUAAAGGUCAGUAAUAUUUGGAUAAACAGUAGUUAUGGUUUAAUUACCCCAGAAGUCGUUAUAUCACCUAUUAAAGAAAGUGGUACUGGCAAUUUUGGAGGCAAAGAAGGAUACUUGGAAUAUUUAUGUUUAAAGAAAACUGAUCAAAACGUUUCUUUUAAAAACACUUCAGCUAAAUCAACUCUUAAUAUAGAUGCGCUUGUAAACAGUGCAAAAGCAGCUCAACAGAGCUGGCAAAAAGUACCAAGGAUUCAAAAACAAAAAAUAUUUCAGGAAUUUGCAGACUAUAUACUCAGAGCUAAAAAUGCAGGAUCUCCAGAACAAUCAUGGUUAACUUCUACAUUAAAACAUGUAUACACAGCAAUUAAAGACUGCUAUAAAGGUAACAUUUCAUCAACAAUAUCUAGAUAUCACUUGACUUCUGCCUGUGCGCCCAGAGGAAUUGUGGUCAUAGACAAACACGAAAAUUUAAACAUUCAAUUGAUUCUGACUGCACUUUUCGAAGGGAACUCAUUGAUACUGCUUGGUCUAGAAGGCGAUUUUGAAAAUACAUUUAAAUUUUUGAGUCAGAAAUUGCCGAACAGCGUUUUAAACAUAGUGCCUUACGAUCAGAGUCAUGUUAAAAAACUAGCAGCUAAUAAACAAAUUGGUGUAUUCUUUGGCAAUGAUUCUGAUCACAUUUUUGGAAAUUUGCCUUUAAGAGAUUCAAAAAAUUACAGAGCUGUGUCUGAUGUAAGAGAAGAUUUGUACGGAAAAAUAGUUUACAUAAAAAAUGUGUGGAGUGAUAUAGGUAAAUCAAGCACAUGCAAUUUUAAUUGAAAUGAUUAUAAUGUAUUUUUGGG
Molecule: messenger RNA, 2216 nt
Organism: Psylliodes chrysocephalus
Lineage: Eukaryota; Metazoa; Arthropoda; Insecta; Coleoptera; Chrysomelidae
Source: the annotation of a GenBank genome assembly